UGCGAGUUGUUAACAUGUUGAUCUGAAGUAAAGACGUUCAGUUUAAUUGCACAACAAGCCCCAUCCCUCAGUUUACCACACAAAGUGACAGGGUCAGACUGUCGAAAUGGCAUUGUGGCUUUUAAGCAUUUGCAGUGUCAGUUUGUCUGUUCGUGGUCUGUAACAGCUGAAAUAGUGAAACAUGAUGGUGUACUUCCUCUCAGACAGCGCAUCAGGCACACAUCCCAACCAACUGGUUUUGAUUUCUUGUCUUUCGAGCAUGACGGACGCAAAAUCAGCUUUAUCAGAGCAGGACAUUCAAAAGAAAAUAGAGGAAACAAGACACAUAUUCCGGAUCGAAUAUGCACAAGACUCAGCAGACAAGUAUGACUCAAGGGACGUGGACAGGUUAUGGAAGGACGAUGUUUUGGUUGACGGUUAUCUAGAAUGGCGACACUAUGUGGUGGAGGACACCUUGAAGAUGAUCGACGAGAGUCUUCAGUGGAGAAAAGAAUUCAAACUGAAUGACAUCAAUGAAAGCUCUGUUCAAAAGUCUCUUUUUGAGUCAGGCAUGCAUUAUCUCCAUGGCUACGAUAAAGAGGGCAACAAACUGUUCUGGUUCAGGGUUAAGCUGCACAUGAAGCAUGUGAAGAUGUUGACAGAGAAGAAGAGGUACGUGGCCUUCUGGUUGGAGAGCUACGCCCGGCGGGAACCAGGGGUUCCCCUCACCGUGAUCUUUGACAUGUCCGAAGCAGGUCUAAGCUGCGUUGACAUGGAUUUUAUCAAAUAUAUAAUAAAUUGCUUCCAAGUGUAUUACCCUAGAUUGCUCUCCAAAAUGCUCAUGUACGAGAUGCCAUGGAUCAUGAAUGCGGCAUGGAAGAUAGUGAAGAACAUGCUCAGUCAAGACGCCAUCGACAAGCUGAAGUUUGUGUCCAAGAGUGACAUCCAGAACUACGUUGAUGGAGAGCACCUCCCGUCCUACAUGGGAGGAACUGAUCCAUUCAAAUUCAGUUACCCGCCUUUGCCUGAUGAUGUCUUCCAGAACCCCAUAUCAGAGACUGGACAAGAGGAUGACACUGAGUCAAAGGAUGAUGACCUGGAGGCCAAGGACACCCUGGAGCCGAGCUCUCCUUCACUCAGAACCAGAAAUGUAUACUUUGCAGAGGAUGGGGACAAUGAUGCAGCCAUCAGAUGGAAAGGAUCCCGUAGGUCAACCGUCACUUUUAAAGGCACCUUACUCUAUAUCAGUCCUGCUGAGGAGUUGUGCUUUGGCCCCAGAGAGAGUGAGAAGAGAUGUCUGAUCAUGCUCAAUAAUGUCACCAAAAACCAAGUGGCCUUCAAGGUGCGGACCACAGCCCCAGAGAAGUACAGGGUGAAGCCCAGCAGUAGCAGCUGUGGGGCGGGCACGAGUAUGGAAAUCACUGUGUACCUGCAUGGAGGUUCCCUGUGCUCUCCUCAGGACCGCUUCUUAAUCAUGGCUGCUGAGAUGGAGCCAAGUAGUGGUGGGGGGAGCACAGACCUCGCCCAGUUCUGGAAGGACGUCCCAAAGGCUAAAAUAAUGGAGCACAGGCUGCGAUGUCGCAUGCUGGAGGGCAUGAAGUCGGCACUCAGCCCUGUGACUGACAGGUCUUACAAAAUGGAGACCAAUGGCUACCAAGACAUGCACACCAAGCUUGUUCAGUUGAUGGCCAGCAGCUCCAGGCUCGAACAGAAGAUGGACCGCUGCCUGCGGUGGCAGAAGCUCUUGACUGUACUGGUGACUGCGCUGACGGCCUUAGGCUUCUCUGCCCUCUACAUACAGUACACUGGGGAGUGGCCAUUUUUUAACUUUCCCACAGUGGAGGAAGAAGACAGAAGGACCAGUCACAGUGGAGUCAGGAUGAACGUGGAUUUCUGAUUGGAGCAGAAAUAUGAGGAACUGCUCGCAAUCCACUCAAUGGCCUUUGGACACUGUGAAUACAAUCAUAUUUCCACACUAUCAUGUUGGAAUAAUACUGUGAAAUUGUGAAAGUAAUGAUAAUUCCCUUUUAGUGUAAGAGCUGUUUGAAAAGACUGCCUGAAAUCUCAGCCUGUUUUAGUGGGUCAUGGCUAGCAGGUUAGGAGAAUUUACAGCAGGUUAGGAGAAUUUACAGCAGGUUAGGAGAAUGAGGUUAAGGUUGGGAAACUUUUUACAUUCAUUUGACAAAAACUGGAGCCCUUCUGGAGUUUUGGCCUGCCUGGUGACAUCACCAGGCGGUAAAUUAAUUAA
This is a messenger RNA of Coregonus clupeaformis (lake whitefish), 2227 nucleotides long. Its product is annotated as motile sperm domain-containing protein 2. The transcript is spliced from 15 exons. The record is from RefSeq and is a predicted model, not a curated record. Lineage: Eukaryota; Metazoa; Chordata; Actinopteri; Salmoniformes; Salmonidae. Bases 182 to 1876 code for a protein of 564 amino acids.